GGGCUCUACCUCGACAGUUCUUAUUUGUUCAUGGUUACAAAUGAAUGAGUCCUUGGGUUGGGCUUAAGUACAGACGCUUUUAUCUACGAUAUCAGUGCUAAGAGAUGUGUAACUACAUCCUACUAACAAUAGCUAGGACACGUUUCAUCUGGAUAUAAACGUGGAGAAAAUAAGGUGUAAUAUCGACCCUUGUAGUACACCUAUGUGAGGGCGCUGCUAAUGUCAACGAUGUAUGCGGCGUUUGUUACAUUCUCGUUGCUGUCAGUAACGUCAUCGGCGACGGUGAUGACGAUUGAGGCAGAGACGUCACGGGGACAUCACCCUACACACCAUCGUGAUGGAGCUUCGGGCCUGAAAGCUGUAUACCUUCGAGAAGGUGACACCAUGUCCUUUCCUUUCUGCUUGAUGCAGCAAACUUAUGUGACGGUAAAGUCAGUGGGUUAUUCUAACGAUGGUGACCUUGACGACAUCAGCAUAUCUAUAGGGAAAGUGUAUCUAGGAAAAUUCACGUCUGACGUGCAGUAUGGAGGAGGUGCUUUCUGGAAAAAUUUCAAACCAUCAGGACAAAUUGGUGCUCCUGUUCUUCUCAACAGCGGCAUGCAUAGAAUCCGACUGAAGGUGAUGCGAUCGGAUACGUAUGGAGUGGAGGUGGAUAAUGUGUUGGUCAAUGUUGAAGAUUCGUCAAUUACAUCUGACUCUCAGACAUUUUCCUGUAAACUCCCAUGCCAGCAGGAGAGCUACUUAUUGAAGAGUCAGAUGCGAGAGCAAGUUUCCGACGGAUAUGUGUUACAACGAAGCUACCCAACCACCUGCGCCGAAGAGGAUAACAUAGAUAUUCCUGUCUUUCACAACACCGUGUCAGCAUACACGGUCACAGCAAUGUUACCAUCAUAUCAUUCCUUUCUGAAUUCCAGGACGGAGGAUACUUCCAACUGUCCAUUCCUUCCACCCAACUACUGGUCGUUCCGAAAUGUAGCCUUGGAUCAGCUUCUUCAUUCGACACGAUUUGUGUCCAACGGUGCCACGUUUGGUCUCAACGACAGCGUGUCUGAGGGUAUCAGCACACCUUUUCAGCUUGGUGUCGUCUUUAAGCUGAAGGGACGAUCUCAAGGAUAUGUUGAUUCAGAAAUUGGUUCGAGGAUUAACCUAAGGCUUAAUGGACUGACCAGCCCAGCGGACGUGUCGGUGUUUUACAAAGGAAGAGCCGAUACCUUUAUUAAAGAACCGAUCGUGAAGUUUACUGCAGUGUCUCCUUCUCACACGUGGAACAUCAAAGACUUUACCUGGACGGAGAGUGGCGACAAUGAGGUGAUCUUAAAGAUCUCCUCUUCUCAAAGUAGUGGCAUCGUCGUUGAAGAUUUCCAAAUGGAGCGACGAUACAUGGGUCCGGAUAAAGUAUUCAAAAUGUUUCAGAACGAUGAAAUUAUUAUUGAAGGAAUCGAUAUCGACUUCUGGUGGCGAGCGCCAGAGACUAUGAACAUCAAGCUGUCAACGACGGCUCAAACGUGGAAUAAAGUUGAUUAUUUCCGGAUAUCCUACUCUGUGCCCUGGAACAAUACGUGGAGCGAAGUGUUCGUGAUGUACCAGGAUGGGAAUGUUCGACUUCUCCCAAUCGUUCCCCUAGCAGUGGACUGGAUUCCUUUUGGAAGUUCUGUCAUCAUUGGUCAAACAAACGCUGAAGAUUUCAGACCAUCAGCGCCAAUAAGGGCCGUUCUGAUCAACCCGGAGACCUUGACAUUUGACGUGACCUACAUGGACGGUGGGAGAGCAACGUUAGAAUUAUCUUCCCUUGUUGAAAGGUCGGAGCUUCACGUGAGUAACACGCACUAUGAGGGCGACACCACCAGUCACCCCUUUGCUACCUUCCGCUCCAUGCACGUCAGAGACGGCUUCGACGACGCCGACAGCGUCACGACAGACAAGGAGGGACCGAAGCACGUGAUGGACGGUUGGACAACAAUGUCAGGGACGUCUUUCCUUCUCCACAGACGGUGUCAGUCGGACCAUCUCUCGCAAAGCCCUGAUAUAAGGCUGGACAUUAACAGGGCGUGAACUAUUCCACUAAGUGUUUAAUCAGUGGCAACAUGACAUUAAACCAGCUUCGUACCCAUAAUGUUCAUUCUUUAUUGCAGUGAACAUUAUUAAAAAAGGCAGGAAUGUACGUAACCUUGUUGCGGGCCUGUGUUUACCUUAUACACAACUGGCUUUCCACAUUACAGCGCGCGUGACUCUUGAUAUUCCCAAUAUCUUUAAUACACAUAACUUUUGAAACUGUUCGUUCAUACUCUUGUAAAUUUUGUUACAAUUUAGCAAACUCGUGCCAAUUAUUCAUGUUGCACUGAUUUACACCGAUUUUCAUAAUUAUUGUCACCCUGAGAUAUAUGCGUGUUAAUAUAGAGGUGAUAUAGAGGUUAAUAACUUUGAGCGGGUCGACCACAAAGUCAUGUGACUUCUUGUCUAACGAGCAGACCUUUUUACAAAAGUAUGAACAUUAUGUGUUAAUAACUGGAAGUUCUGAAAUGAAGGUACGUUAAGGAUUGUUGAUUGUCAUACAUUGAUAUACAGAUACAAAUGGCUUUAAACUAUCGGAAAUAUCUAGACUUUUAUGAACAUUAACUUUCCAUUCCCGGUUUUGACAUAUACUUCAAUUUUAGAAAUGGCCGUUCAUUAUUGUUAAUAUUUUGCAGGAAAUAGUGCACAAUUUCAUCUUACGUCAUGGCAGUACUUCAUGUAUUUAGUUUUUCUCAUAUAAUCCUCCUUGGAACUUGAAACUCGUACGUACGAUGCUUUGUCAAUCGCCCCAAUACUGGAACAAGUCUAUGCUCACUCCCUCACUUUGGCCUCUCCCCCCACAAGCUGACAUGCUGUGAUGUAUCUGAAAUACUGUCCAAAGGGUAACCUCCCAUUUGUCAGACAGCAUAUACCAGGGUUAGUCAAGGUUGGUUAGUCAAGCAAUAGUUACCUGUUUACCUUUCAUUAAAGUUGAGCCAGAAACCUAUGAUUGUGGGUUCAAAUCCCGGUUCGCUCCGAUUAUGUUUUUUUUGGUUUGUCAGCACCAUACCCGUGCUCGUGGGAUAAACGUCUGAGACCUGCAUCACUUCGGGCUUUCCUCCCACAUUAAGCUGACACGCCGCGAUAUAAUUCGAAUACUGUUAAAAGCGGCGUUAAACACAACUCACUCACUCACUUACUCAUUAAAGUGGAACAGACCGGAAAACACGCAUUUUGUGGAAUUUACAGAAUAGGUUUAUUAUGUACUUUUAAUCAUCAAAUCAUACCAGAUAUCACACUUUAUGACGUUUUCAUUACAUUAUUUCAAAAGACAAUAACAUCUCCAGUGUGUGGUCUGGCCUCUGACAUAUGUUUUGCUGACGAUACUUGUACUUAUAAAGCACAAGCAAUGUAAUGUUAUGCAUAUGUACAUAAUUACUCCAUUUAUGUUUCGUUUAUAACGAGUAACGUUCCAUGCCCACAAUGAGUGAGUGAGUGAGUAUGGUUUUACUCCGCUUUGAGCAAUAUUCCAGCAAUGUGGUCGGCGUGGCGCGCAAACUUGGAAUAUACUACAGGACAUGACUAAUAGCAUGUAUAUCGAUCAUGAAUAAACGCUACUGAACUGA
Messenger RNA from Haliotis rufescens (red abalone), 3617 nucleotides. RefSeq lists its product as uncharacterized. The transcript has a single exon. NCBI's taxonomy places the organism in Eukaryota, Metazoa, Mollusca, Gastropoda, Lepetellida, Haliotidae. The coding region runs from base 220 to 2052 and encodes 610 amino acids. The record is from RefSeq and is a predicted model, not a curated record.